Erythranthe guttata (spotted monkey flower) is the source of this 1432-nucleotide messenger RNA. RefSeq names its product putative GEM-like protein 8. NCBI's taxonomy places the organism in Eukaryota, Viridiplantae, Streptophyta, Magnoliopsida, Lamiales, Phrymaceae. The record is from RefSeq and is a predicted model, not a curated record.
GAAGGUGGUGGAGUGGUAGUUACAUCAUAAAGCAAAUAAAACAGCUCAACAAAGUAGUAAUACCACAUCUGCAUACAGUCAGAAUCACCUAAAUAUUUGAAUGAUUAAACAUAAUCUGCCCCAACUUUAUCACAUUAAGUAACCUUUAAUUUAGAAACAUGGGCUGUAGUACAAAAAAGAAAGAAAUAAAUAAAUUAAAAUUCAAAAAAUUAAAGAAUGAUCAAAGGAUAAUAAUAUAUGUCUGCCUCUUUUUCAUAAUCACCAGAAAUGAAAAAAGUAGGCAGCAAAACCAACUUUCUGAUGCGAUUUUGUUCGAAAAAGAUUAUUCAGAAACUCGUAUAUUCAACUUUCUUAGGCUCUGAUGACCCGAAGCUGACUCAUACAGCUGAAAAGUUCAAACCCGAAAACCCCUUAUAAAUAGAUUAUUAAACCUAACAAGUUUUCAUCAGAUCAAGUUUUCGGGUUUGAAGCAUUUCUUCUAAUAGCACUCUGAACCAAAGCAAGCAACUACAAUGGAACUACUGCACCACAGCCAAUCAAGAUUCGCUAAGAAAAACGCGCAUAAGAAACAUUUUACCGGUUUUCCAAUCAGCUCGGCAGAGUAUGCGUUCUCGAUUAGAAGUUCUCCGAAAGCACUUUUACCUGAUCCAACUUCUCAGUACCAACUUAUGCCUUCUCCUUCAAGACAUUACUCCAAAAUCAGACACGGUAAAGUGAGUUCGGUAAUCACUAAGAUGAUCAAACUCGGAGAAAAUAUGGAUGUUUUUGCUCAAGGAAUUCGAGAGCAUGUGAGAUUGGGACCGAAGUUAAGCGAAACGGUGAGAGGAAAGUUGAGCCUGGGGGCAAGAAUUCUUCAAGUCGGUGGAGUGGAGAAAGUUUUCAGACAGAAAUUCAAUGUUAGAGAAGACGAGAAACUGCUAAAGGCUUCUCAGUGCUAUUUAUCAACGACAGCUGGACCAAUAGCUGGGCUUCUCUUUGUUUCGAGUGAAAGAGUUGCUUUCUGUAGUGAGAAAUCCAUCAAACUCUCCUCGCCAAAUGGGAAGCGUCUGAAAGCACAUUACAAGGUGAUGAUCCCACUGAGAAAAAUAACGAGAGCCGUCGAAAGUGAGAAUGUGAAAAGACCAACACAGAAGUACGUGCAGAUAGAGACGGAGGACAAUUUCGAUUUCUGGUUCAUGGGAUUUCUAAAUCAUCAGACAACCUUAAAGUAUCUCCAGCAGGCAAUCUAUCAACAAGCCAGAUGAGAAUUUAGGCCAAAAUCUACGGACUCGUAGAUGUUAAUUGAAAGAAGCUAGAUACACACUCUCACAAAAUUGUACAAAAUUUAUAAGAACUCUUGAUCUCGUUUCAUCGGGAUGAGGAGUUCGCAUUAUGUCGAAAGAACAAACUUAGUUCUUUAUAUUUAUCUUCUUUGGAGUAAAACCAAGUGCAU